Messenger RNA from Talaromyces proteolyticus, 2447 nucleotides. RefSeq lists its product as uncharacterized. NCBI's taxonomy places the organism in Eukaryota, Fungi, Ascomycota, Eurotiomycetes, Eurotiales, Trichocomaceae. The coding region runs from base 161 to 2179 and encodes 672 amino acids. The transcript is spliced from 12 exons. Gene Ontology annotation, biological process: regulation of DNA-templated transcription; DNA-templated transcription. Gene Ontology annotation, molecular function: DNA-binding transcription factor activity, RNA polymerase II-specific; DNA binding; zinc ion binding. The record is from RefSeq and is a predicted model, not a curated record.
CGAAUACCGAGCACCGGAUCCCGAAUUCCGCAAACCGGGAAUAACAUUCUCACCAUUAACAUCCAGAGCCGCCGCUUUCCGGUCUGGUCAGAAUAUCUGCUACGAGAAGCGACCGAUCUCUUGUUCAACGAUCGGAAAUCCGAGAGCACGCAAUGCCUCAAUGGUCGAGGCUGCCAUGCUUCACCAGCGGCUUUCCCUUGUUUGCGACAACUGCAAGUUGCGUAAAGUCAGAUGCUCCAAACCUCAACCACCGGAGACGGCGUGCAUAAAUUGUCGAAAAAGGGGCUAUAUAUGUGUCUUUAGUCCAUUAAGGAGGAAGUUCAAGCAUCCAGUAUCUGGGUCGCAAUUAAAAAAUGGCACUGAUAACCCUUCUGUCGACCGGCCGGACCAAGCAGUGGUUUCGUCUUCGUCUACUAGAGACUCGUCGCCAGUACUGAGCCCUCCAAGUUCAGUAGAAAAUGCGACUAUUUCUCUCCUCUAUGUCGAUCAACUACUCCAUACACGACAAUCUACAGGCAGGACACAAAAUUCAUCAUGGCUUUUGGGAGCGAACGAGAAUUAUCUUGCUACCUCUAGUAUGAGCUUUUUUUCAGAAACACGGCUCAAGACUCUAUCCAAUCUCAUAGGAAAUAAUGCAGUCGAAGUAUUGAUCAAAUACAUAUCUGACAUGGUGAAAUCGCGACUGGAUGGGCUUCAUCGCAGCUUAGGGCCCUCCAGUAUUUGGAAACGAUAUGAGGAAAGACCCAGGGUUUCGACAGAAAAAGCUAGACUCUUUAUUCAGGUGUAUUUCGAACAAGUCCAUCCUCUACAUCCAUUCCUGGACCGAGUAGAAUUCGAACAUAGAGCAUUUAAUCCAGAUCACAGACAUGAUAUCAUUUCCAAUACUUCAUGGGAGGCUCUAUACUACACAGUUCUCGCCUUAGGAUGCAAGUUCCAAGGUGGUGGCUCGUUCGACCCCGGUUGUGGAGAAGCCUGGAAAUUAUUUCGAGUUGCUCUUGAACUAUUUCCGAGGAUAAUGCUGCUGAAUACAGGCCUUGCAGAAGUCCAGGCGCUCACGGCGAUGGCUAUAUUCUCUCUAAAUCUUUCAUGCCUCCAGAUUCAAGGAAAAGUUAUAGCUGAGGCAGCACGAGCAGCUCAAAGAGCUGGAUUGAGCAAAACUACUACGAGUGUAGACGCGGAUGCGCGUUCUCGAGCAUUUUGGGUCGUAUACUAUAUUGAGAAAACCGUCUCAUUUAAUCAUGGCACCACAUCUUUGAUAUUGGAUUGCGACAUUGGUUCUCCAAUCCCCUCAAUACCAGAGGCGAUAUUCAAAGGGUUUGAUUGGUUUCUAGCUUCGAUUCGAAUUGCUAGACUUUAUUCAUUAACCUUUACCGAGUUGUUUUCUAUCAGUGCGACAACCAACUCGGUUCCGACCUAUUUGUCCAAAAUUACCAAAAUUGAACAACUUUUGGAAAAUCAGCGACAAGCCAUUCCCAUUGAAUUCCGACCAGGCGAGAAGCUCCAGAUCGAUGUUCUCCAAAACUAUUGCGAGGUCAUAGCUGCCCUUCGUAUUCACUAUCACUAUCACGAACUUCGAAUAGCCUUGUGCAGAUUAAGGGUUCACAUCAUCGGAGACCAAAGCUCCCCACAAUCCUUCGCUUCAAGAGAUAUGAUGGAAUCCGCCCGAGCAGUUAUUGAGCUGACUAGAACAAUCUAUAUUGAACCAUUUAUACCACUUCAUAUUCUUGUCUUCAUGCCUUUGUCGGCCUUGUUUGUUUUAUUCGAUCUUAUUAUACAUAACCCGACUCAUAAAGAGACCCAGGGAAAUCUUGCUUUACUAGAAAGUGCUGCAGGAUAUUUCAGUUCGCUUGAGUAUGCGACGAAAGGUAGCUUUCCAAGCUCUAUGCUUGCUAAAUUCGCCUAUAUAAGUCGCUCAUUCGUCGACAAUUCGAUAAUCGGUGGACAAAAUGACGAUGGGGUUGGCUUUCAAGAACCUACAUUGUCACACCCAGAUUCAUUACCAAACCCUGAAAUAUCUGAUAGUCCAAAUCCUCUAGAACGCACAGAAACGGAGUUUUUUGAGCCUUUAAGCUUUCCAAUGGACAUGGGUGGUUCUGUUGACAAUAUGAUAUUUCCUGGGUUGGAGGUGCGAGAUCUCUUUGGGGCUCCAGUGCCGGAUUUUCAUUUGAUUUUUCGAUAAUAUGUUUCCAGACGUCGUUGUGCAACACAAAACACGUUUUGGAUAAUUUUGUAGUCUAUUUUUACAGUGCAUUAUUGAUAAAUCGAUCAGUAUAUCUGAAAGUGCGUAAAUUCAGGUUUCCUGGUAUCGAGGAACAAGGACUUGUAUGAGUAUGAUGUACACUGGUAUGGAACAUCCAUAGUGGCAUUUCUUUAUACCUAUUUUACACCAAUUACAACUGUAAAUUUAUGAAGGAAAAGAAACUUAUUUUACUAAAUGUCAUGUUAGG